CUCCGCGCUUUGUCUGUCUCCUCGAAAAUUUGCUUCCGUCGGCUUCUUGACAAUGGAAACGUUGAAAUGCUCUAUCAACUCAUACACCAUCCAUUGCAAGCUUCGAGAUGGCUAAUUCGACCGUCAGGGGCGCUUUGUCAGUCCACGGAGGGAACCCUCAGUUCUUAAUUGAAAAGGUCAUUCGAGCGAGGAUCUACGAUAGCUUGUACUGGAAAGAGCACUGCUUUGCCCUCACAGCCGAAUCAAUCAUUGACAAAGCCUUGGAAUGCAAAGCCAUUGGAGGAGUACAUGAUCGUCAGACCCCCACAGCCUUCAUGUGUCUCACUCUCAAACUGUUACAAUUGCAGCCAGAAAAGGAGAUCUUGAUCGAAUAUCUAUUAGCAGAGGAGUUCAAAUACUUACGAGCCCUUGCCGCCUUCUACAUUCGUCUCACGUUUCGGAGCAUGGACAUCUACGAGCUUCUGGAGCCUCUCAUGAAGGAUUUUAGAAAGCUGAGAGUGCACCAUGUCGGCGGCUACUCCCUUACAUAUUUUGACGAGUUUAUCGAUGACCUCUUGACGAAAGAACGAGUCUGCGACAUCAUAUUACCCCGAUUGACACAGAGAUCCGUAUUGGAAGAGACAGAGGGUCUCCCACCACGUAAAUCGCUUCUGGUGAGCUACUCCUUGUGGUCCAAGCCUCGAGAAAAGAUGGCAGAACUCUGAUCAUGGACUCAGGAUGAAGAAGAUCAGCGACCCAAGCGAGAAUUGUCCCGCACUCCAUCUCGUACGCCUGAAUCUAGAGAAUCUUCUCCAGAUUUACGGAGGACUCGUCGGCGUUCCGGUUCUGUGUCCUCUAUGGAUUCAGACGAUGGAAGAUUUGUUUCUCGAUCGCCUUCCCGUAGCCGUAGUGGAAGUUUGUCUUUCGACGGAGAAGAAGGCGAUACGCGAGGCAGAUACGUCAGUAGGAGCCCAAGUAUAUCUCCCGACAGGAUAUUAGAGGCCAUGGGAGAAGAGAGAUUAGAUGGAGACGUUUGAAGAGGGACAAGCUGUCUCGCGAGAUUCGCCACAUUGUUGUUUUAUACCACA
Molecule: messenger RNA, 1067 nt
Organism: Kockovaella imperatae
Lineage: Eukaryota; Fungi; Basidiomycota; Tremellomycetes; Tremellales; Cuniculitremaceae
Product: Pre-mRNA-splicing factor 38
Exons: 5
Coding region: 108-704 (198 amino acids)
Cellular component (GO): precatalytic spliceosome
Source: RefSeq, a predicted model, not a curated record